UGUAUGCACCAGCGGUAUUUGUGUAUUUUAGCUCAGCGCCAGGGAAAACCGGACAUUCGGAGUUGCUCCGUGUGCGCCGUACGUAACGCACGCUUAACCACAUAAAUAAUACAGUCUCAAUUUCUCAACCUACAGUGAAGAUGUGGAAAUUUGCCGUCUCGUUUGCGACCGUGUUCACCCUGCUGGCUUCAUCUCGAGGCCAGGAGGAGUAUCUGACCACGGUUGACCUCUGGGCCUUUUGGAAGCUACCUGUCCGCGGAGCCAUGACCAACACGAACGUGAGAACGACUUGCGAAAGGGCUGGGAUGACAUACCCGUGCUAUCUGUCCGGCACAGCCUCCUGCACCCACUUCUGGACCUCGGGAUGCAUCGUGUACGACGACGCCGGCGUCAGCUGUGACACUUUCGUGGUCUUGUCGGAGAAGCUGUGUGGAUCCAGUGAUGCCUGGGGCAGUAGAUGUCACUACCUUUAUGACACGUUCGUGUACAUCCCCAACUGGCAGAGCGACGACAGCGCCUACGGUGUGGGCUUCAGCCACUCUGGCAACGCGUGGGGUCUGCAUGGGGCAAACUACACCGACAAGUACGCCCUGUGUGCAGAAGUUGACGGGUGUAGCAGCGAUCCCUGUCAGAAUGGAGCAGUAUGCCAGCGGGAGGUGAACAGCUUCACCUGUCAGUGCACACCUGGUUAUACUGGGACGUUCUGUGAGACAGAUAUCGAUGACUGUGCGUCGAACCCAUGUAUCCAUGGCAACUGCGUCGACCACGUGAACCAUUACCUCUGUACAUGCGAGUCGGGGUGGGCUGGGAUCAACUGCAACCAAGAAAUCGACGAGUGUGCCGGUGUACUCUGCCAGAAUGGAGGAGUCUGCCAUGACCAGCUGAACAACUUCGCCUGUCAGUGUGCCCCUGGGUUCAUCGGAGCACACUGUGAAUACGAGAUCAACGAGUGCCACAGCUCACCAUGCGUCCAUGCCCUGAACUGCAUCGACGGAGUGAACAACUUCACCUGCCAGUGUGAGCCUGGGUGGACCGGACACAGAUGCGACAUAGAUAUUGACGACUGCAUCAGCAAUCCGUGCUACUAUGGAGGGACGUGCGUGGAUAAGGUCAACGGCUACACCUGCCUCUGCCCGAAGGACGUACUUGGAGAAAAGUGUGAAACAGUUUUCUUCUCUGAAGGAUGUUACCAGUUCUCGCCCGACGCCCUCUCCCACCCUGAUGCCCAGCAGGCCUGCAGUACCAAGAACGGCCACCUGGCGGACGUGAAGGACGGGCAGCAGCAGAGCGCCAUCGCUGCCGGCAUCGCGGCCACCACUGGAGUCUCCAACUGGCUCGGGCUGAAGUUCCUACCGGCAACUCUCGCGUACAGCGACGGGUCUAUUGCCUCAGCCCCGUUACAGUGGUCCUCGGCUGAACCCGCCUCUCCAUGUGACCUGUGUGUGUUCCUGGACAGCUCUGACGGCUACCUGGCAAAAACCACACCGUGCACAGAACGGCACAGCUACGUCUGCCAGGCUGACAUCAAGCUGUGCGACUCAAACGUCUGUCAGAAUGGCGGUAACUGCACUUCCUGCUUCGACGAGUCCAACACCUUCUGUGAGUGUCUCGCUGGGUUCGAGGGGAAGUACUGUGAGACUAACAUCAACGAGUGCGCCUCCAACCCCUGCCAACACGGGGGAAGGUGCGUUGAUCUGGUGGAUUCCUACAGUUGCCGCUGCCCGACUGGUUUCAGCGGGGACAACUGCGAAUCAGACAUCGACUGGUGCCUCCAGGUGACCUGUCCGUUCGACUGGACCUGCCAGAAUGAGAUCACCCACUUCCUCUGUCUGGCACCAGUCGUUCGCCUGCUGGAGCCCUACCGGUGCAGCAGCGCCUCCUGUCCAGAUGGCAUGUACUGCAGGGAGGACGGCGGUGGAUCGUUUUCGUGCUGGGUGAACUAACCACCUGCCGGCAAAACUUAAUCUGCUUGGAGAUUAGUCAAAACUGGAGCGACGACCUCGGAGCUUUUACAUUGAUUGAUCAUUCUACUCUCUCGCUGAUCGUGGAAGUAGAGAAAGGCCACAAAAUGUCCCAACCAGCAGUGCUAAUGUAGUGUUGUAAUACUAUAGUUAUUAGGACAUUGUUAUGUCAUAACGCGUAUGGUGCACGCGAAGCUUUUUCAUGUCCCUUGAAUGUUAGAUGUCAGUUGGUAUUGUAAACCUUUUGCUGUAGAGAAAAUUGAAUCUUUGCUUUGUCUAUUAAAAAUG
Messenger RNA from Branchiostoma belcheri (Belcher's lancelet), 2249 nucleotides. Its product is annotated as neurogenic locus notch homolog protein 1-like. NCBI's taxonomy places the organism in Eukaryota, Metazoa, Chordata, Leptocardii, Amphioxiformes, Branchiostomatidae. The transcript is spliced from 14 exons. Bases 141 to 1943 code for a protein of 600 amino acids. The record is from RefSeq and is a predicted model, not a curated record. Gene Ontology annotation, molecular function: calcium ion binding.